UCGCUUCUUAAACACUUCUUAUUUUUGGAAGAAGAAUAAGUUAACCCUCGUUUAACCAAUCUACUCAUCCUCUAAACCCUUAAAAAAGUUCCCAAUCCAUACCACUGUCACACACACACACACAUAAACACCUUCCUCUCACCGGAAACCACCAUGCACCUCCGUACCACGGCGGCGCUUACGGCAGCCUUCAUCUCCACAACACUCUUCCUCCUCCUCCUCCCUAUACCAACUGUUAAUGCGCACAACAUCACCCGCAUUCUCGCCAACUUCCCUGAGUUCUCAACUUUCAACCACUACCUCACCAUCACACACCUCGCCGACGAAAUCAACAACCGCCAAACCAUCACCGUGUGCGCCGUAAACAACGCCGGAAUGUCAGAUCUAUUACACAAACACCUCUCUCUAUCCACAAUAAAAAACGUUCUAUCACUUCACGUUCUGCUAGACUACUUUGGCGCCAAAAAACUCCACCAGAUCACCAACCGAACUACAUUAACCGCCACCAUGUUCCAAGCCACUGGCACCGCCACCGGCAGUUCAGGACUCGUCAACAUUACCGAUCUAAAAGGCGGUAAAGUCGGUUUAAGCACCGAUGAUUCCGUCGUAACAGAAUCUUCGGUUUUCGUUAAAUCGGUACGUGAAAUACCGUACAGCAUUUCUGUUAUACAGAUAAGUAGAAUGUUACCAUCAGCUGAAGCUGAAGCUCCUACUCCAGAACCUGCUGACGUAAAUAUUACGUCGCUGAUGUCAGCGCAUGGAUGUAAGGAUUUUGCUGAAGCAUUGCUUGCUUCUAAAGCAAUGAGUAGUUUUGCGGAUAAUAUUAAUGGUGGUUUGAGUGUUUUCUGCGUUAUAGAUAAUGCAUUCAGACAGUUUUUACUUUCACCGAGGUAUAAAAAUUUAACCGUCGGUGAAAAGCAAUCACUGCUUGAGUACCAUGGAGUGCCGGUUUAUCAAUCGAAGGCGAUGCUGAGGUCGAACAAUGGCGCGACGAACACGCUAGCAACAGAUGGUGCUAGUAAGUAUGAUUUUAUUGUGCAGAAUGACGGACAAGAUGUAACGGUUAAGACGGGUGUUGUCACUGCGAAGAUCGUGGGAACGUUGAUUGAUCAACAGCCGUUGGUUAUUUUUACUAUUGAUAAGGUAUUGUUGCCCAAGGAGCUUUUUAAAGGAGCUGGUUCUCCGGCGCCUGCACCGGCGCCGGAGGCUCAUGCUCCUAAGGCGGAUUCGCCCAAGGCUUCGAAGAAUAAGAGUAAGAAUAAGGAGAAGCAUGUGGAUACGCCGGCGCCGGCUUCUUCUGAGGCGCCGGCUGAUUCUCCGGAUGAUUAUUCGGAGGAUCUGGAAGCGGAUAGUGAUGGUGCUGUGGAGAUUAAGGGGUUUAGAUUUGCUGCUUUGGUUUGCAUGUUUAAUUAUUUAGUAGUGUAAGAUGGUUGUUUGUGUGCGUGUGUUUAUCCCAGUGACGGAACCAGAACGAUUUAGUUAGGGGGUCAUCAUAAGCUUAUAUUUUAUACCGGUGCAAAUUAGGGGGUCCAUCUCUAAGUUUGUUCUUCAAAAACUCAAAAUUUAUAAAUAAAAAUUCAAAAAGUUGCGGUGACCGGAGGGUCAACGGACCCUCUUGACCCUCCUCUGGUCCCGCCCCUGGUUUAUCCUA
Helianthus annuus (common sunflower) is the source of this 1651-nucleotide messenger RNA. RefSeq names its product fasciclin-like arabinogalactan protein 1. The record is from RefSeq and is a predicted model, not a curated record. The coding region runs from base 154 to 1425 and encodes 423 amino acids. Gene Ontology annotation, cellular component: plasma membrane. The transcript has a single exon. NCBI's taxonomy places the organism in Eukaryota, Viridiplantae, Streptophyta, Magnoliopsida, Asterales, Asteraceae.